Talaromyces stipitatus ATCC 10500 is the source of this 1014-nucleotide messenger RNA. RefSeq names its product isoflavone reductase family protein. Lineage: Eukaryota; Fungi; Ascomycota; Eurotiomycetes; Eurotiales; Trichocomaceae. The coding region runs from base 22 to 1014 and encodes 330 amino acids. The record is from RefSeq and is a predicted model, not a curated record. The transcript is spliced from 3 exons.
GCCUCAAAGCAGUACGUGCAUAUGCCCAGUGACUACAAAACCAAUUGGCCUGGAGCAAUGGCAGACUUCAAACCGCGCAAUAUCCUCAUAAUCGGCGCAACAGGGAACAUUGGCCGAUUCAUCACUCAAUCAAUCGUCUCUGCAAGAUCCGAGUUUGAUCGCAUCGCUAUUUUAACUAGUGCUCCGGCAGCAGGCAGUGACAAGGAAAAGUUCAUUGAAGAACUCAAAUCGAAGAACGUUGAAAUCAUUAUUGGUGAUAUCAACAACGAGACGAAUGUUGUGAAUGCUUACAAGGGAAUCGACACAGUAAUCUUCGCCCUAGGCCGAGGCGCCCUCCUACCUCAAAUCCAACUCAUCAAACUCGCCGCCUCCCCUGGCUCAUCUGUUAAAUGGAUUUUCCCUUCUGAAUACGGCACAGAUAUUAAAUACGGCCCUUCAUCAGCUAGCGAGCCUACUCAUCAGGCGAAACUCAAGAUUAGAGCUUAUAUUGAAGAAGAUGAUGGAAUCAAGAAAAGUGGCCUUAAGUACACCUACGUCGUAACGGGUCCGUAUCCGGAGAUGUAUUUCAAGGGACCAGCAGGAUAUCCGCAGGCUGGCAGUUGGGAUGUCAAAUCCAAGACAGCCUAUUUACUGGAGAAGGAUAAUAAGAUUAGUUUUACGACUAUGAAGGACACUGGCGACCUCGUCCUCGCCGCCCUCCGCCAUCCAUCCGCAUCCUUCAACAAAGCUCUCAAAGUCAAUUCCUACACUGUCACGCCAGCCGAAAUCCAAGCCGAAUUUGAGCGACAAACUGGCGGUGGAUGGACCGUUCACGAGACGUCCAUUGACGGAGUGAAGGAAUUCGAAAAGACUGCUUGGGAAACUGGUCGUCCUGAUGCGGCUAUUUAUACCUUGCGUCGAAUUUGGGCUGAAGGUGGGACUUUGUAUGAGAAGAGGGAUAAUGAUGUUAUUGGGAAUCCGGAGUUGUUGACUUUGAAGGAUACUGUGGCUUGGUAUAUUAAGACUUCUACUUAG